Molecule: messenger RNA, 465 nt
Organism: Acanthoscelides obtectus
Lineage: Eukaryota; Metazoa; Arthropoda; Insecta; Coleoptera; Chrysomelidae
Source: the annotation of a GenBank genome assembly
AUGAUAUUAAAUCAGGGCUGCGAGAUAAACGAUCCUACACUUCGAUUCCAUGUUGCUCAAAGGACUCUUGAAUUAACUGAUUGCGAUUUGCCGUUUAACGAAACAAUGGUUAAACCCAGGCCAAGAAACACUGAAAGAGGAUUGAUACCUAAAAUAAUUUACGAUGGAGCUGCAAGAAAAGUAAUUGAUAACCACCAACCUGUGAGGAAAGUGGCUAAAGAAUAUGAAAUGUGUCAUGUGAUCGUUAUCCUGCAGCCAAGUUUCAGUACAACAGAUGAUAUCAUAGCCAGACAUAGCGACAUUUACAAAGAAUUCUUUACACUUAGAGUUCAUUCCGCGUACGUUCUGGUAGUAAACAGAGAUGCGACGAUCAGAAAAGGUAGAAACUGUUACAAAAUUCUGAGUAUUUAUCUGUUCAUAGGGGGUUACACCGGGAAAAUCCGAACUAAGAAAACAAUAACUUAG